Arachis duranensis is the source of this 567-nucleotide messenger RNA. Its product is annotated as histone H4. The transcript has a single exon. Gene Ontology annotation, biological process: nucleosome assembly. NCBI's taxonomy places the organism in Eukaryota, Viridiplantae, Streptophyta, Magnoliopsida, Fabales, Fabaceae. The record is from RefSeq and is a predicted model, not a curated record. Gene Ontology annotation, molecular function: DNA binding; protein heterodimerization activity; structural constituent of chromatin. The coding region runs from base 91 to 402 and encodes 103 amino acids. Gene Ontology annotation, cellular component: nucleosome.
AACAAUUCAAGAAACAGCGCCAUCGAAACUCCAACAACGUUCAAAUAAAUUCUUUGUAAAAAAGAAAAAUCUUUUAUCUAGUGUUUGAAGAUGUCAGGUCGUGGAAAGGGAGGGAAGGGAUUGGGAAAGGGAGGAGCGAAGAGGCACAGAAAGGUGCUUCGUGAUAACAUUCAGGGAAUCACGAAACCCGCCAUUCGCCGUUUGGCUCGCAGGGGAGGCGUCAAGAGAAUCAGUGGCCUCAUCUAUGAGGAGACGCGUGGCGUCCUCAAGAUCUUCUUGGAGAACGUCAUUCGCGAUGCCGUUACCUACACCGAGCAUGCUCGCCGCAAAACUGUUACUGCCAUGGAUGUUGUUUAUGCCCUCAAGAGGCAGGGAAGGACUCUCUACGGUUUCGGUGGUUGAUUCGUUCUAGGGUUUAGUAUUUGCUCCUGUUUGUAAAUGUUUUAUGGAUUAUUGAGCUCGAUGAGGUGUAGUUUGGAUCUAGAGGAAAUGGAACUGAUUACUUCUCUUGUUUUGGAAGUUGAUGUUAUUAUUCUAUAUGAAAUAUUAACGUGGAGAAUUUAGCAA